CCCACCCGAAUCUCAAAGCGCAUCGUCCCGAACAGCCUCAGGUCAGAGCGAGGUCCUGGUCGAGAGAGAGCGGCGAGCCUGACCUGACGGGACCCCUACCUCGCCGGCGGCGGAGCCGAGAUGGUGGUUGCGGAGGGCAAGAGGUGGCGGUUCGCGAUGGUGUGCUCGUCCAACAUGAACCGAAGCAUGGAGGCGCACUCGCAGCUGGGGCGCGCGGGGCUCGACGUCGAGUCCUACGGCACCGGCACCCACGUCAAGCUCCCCGGCCCCUCCCUCCACGAGCCCAACGUCUACGACUUCGGCACCCCCUACGGCGCCAUCUACGACGACCUCCGCCGCAAGGAUCCCGACCUGUACAAGAGGAACGGGCUGCUGCCAAUGCUGAAGAGGAACACCUCAGUGAAGCUGGCGCCUCAGCGGUGGCAGGAUAAUGCUGGUGAUGGGGUGUUUGAUAUGAUAAUGACCUUUGAGGAGAGGGUCUUUGACUUGGUUGUUGAAGAUAUGAACAACCGCGAACCAAAGCUGAUGAAGAGUGUGCCGAUAAUCAAUAUGGAUGUCAAAGAUAACCAUGAAGAAGCUGGUGUUGGGGCAAAGCUUGCUGUAGAGUUGUGCCAGAAGCUUGAAGCAAUUGACGGUGACUGGGAGGAAAUUAUCGAUGACUUGAUUAAUGGAUUCGAGAAGCAGCACAAGCGGAGGCUUGCAUACAGCAUCGCAUUCUACUAACUUGUAUAGUCCUGUGCGGGACACAGAGGCAGCAAUGUAUGGUCGAUAACUCUGGCAUUCUAGUAAAAUCUGCAAUGAAGCAUCAACGUUGUGGCAGUGUCGCUCAGGUUUUUCCACGCUGAAGAAUUAACCUAAGAAAAAUUAACUGGUAGCUGUUUUCAUUGUUUUAUCAGUGUUGGAUGGUACAGAUGACGGUGAUGUUGAAUCGAAGCCAUCAUCUCAUCCAAGUUGUAAUGUUGUUUAGAUUUGAGUCAUGAGUCUAUGCGAGUGGAUAUCUGGGUUCUGUUUGGAGUUGUUGGUAGGUAGUAAUAAAAUUCAGAAAGCAAAGCCAUGUAAACAGGACAUGCAUUUCCGCUGCCUGACUGACUAAAAAUCACUCGGAAUGCAUUCAUGUAUUUUUCCGUCACA
This is a messenger RNA of Panicum hallii, 1131 nucleotides long. Its product is annotated as RNA polymerase II subunit A C-terminal domain phosphatase SSU72. Gene Ontology annotation, cellular component: nucleus; mRNA cleavage and polyadenylation specificity factor complex. The record is from RefSeq and is a predicted model, not a curated record. Gene Ontology annotation, molecular function: RNA polymerase II CTD heptapeptide repeat phosphatase activity. Lineage: Eukaryota; Viridiplantae; Streptophyta; Magnoliopsida; Poales; Poaceae. The coding region runs from base 121 to 723 and encodes 200 amino acids. Gene Ontology annotation, biological process: termination of RNA polymerase II transcription. The transcript has 4 exons.